Molecule: messenger RNA, 3290 nt
Organism: Leopardus geoffroyi (Geoffroy's cat)
Lineage: Eukaryota; Metazoa; Chordata; Mammalia; Carnivora; Felidae
Gene: SCAND1
Product: SCAN domain containing 1
Exons: 1
Coding region: 2496-3038 (180 amino acids)
Source: RefSeq, a predicted model, not a curated record
GUCUAAGGUCCUUUCCAUUCUAACAUUCCAUAAUUCUAGCAGAUCUCCAAGAUCUCUCCAUUUCUAAUAUUUCAUUAUUCUAAUAGGGAUGCAAGGAAUGGACUAGAGAUCUAACAUUCUGUGAUUUCACAGACCACAGAGUUCACUCCCUUUCCUGAGAGUUCAAGGAUUCAAUUUUUCAACAUGGAACUCUAGGCUCUCUAUGAUUUAACCUUCCAACCUCAGCUUUUAUCCCUUUCCCAGACCCUGGCCACUCCCUCCUGUAGUCUAAAGUUUCCACAAAGUUUUGCUCCCACUCUGUGCCUCAGCACUGGCAAUGCCUUCUACCUAGAAUGCCCCUAAAUCCACCCUUUUUUCUUGAAUCUCAAUUUAAAGUUCUCCUCCCCAGUAAAGUCUUCCAUGACUCUUCAUCCUUGCAGCAAGGUUUGAUGUGCUCUCUUAGCCCUGGACACUGACUGCCUGUUACCACCCAGAGAAUAGGACUGUUGGUUGGUUCACUCAGGGCAGUGAAUCAAAAUGCCAAGGGACGAGGCAGAAGUAAAGGUUUGAAGCUAGUAGGCCUAACAAACUCUACGCCUCUGUUUUCCCACCUCUGGAAAUAAAGAAAAAUAUCACCUUUAAGGAAAACAACAUGAAAGCAAUAGUAAAUGUAAACAGCAUUCUGUUUCAGAGACAAAAAGGAGUGGUGGGGAUUGAGGCCAUCCAGGACAGGACUGAGCAUCUUUGUCUAAAAGAACACUACUCAGCUCUAGGUAAUUGUUGCUUGGCAGGAAUGUGGGUGGGACCAAUGUGUUCAGCUCAUCCACUUUCUCACAAAAGCCAGAAAUCAGAUUUGCAUGUGAAAUCUCCCAAUUUUAAACGUCAAUAACUAAAAAAUAUUCAAGACCCACUACAUGACUUUCAAGGUUUUUAGGCUGUGAAAACUGUUCUGUGAGGAUCCACUUCUACCUAUCCAAGAGAGCACAUCCUAUGGGGGAGGCCAAUUUUAUAUCAGGGCUGCUGGUGUAUUGCAAGUUACAGUAAACAGGCCCACUCUUUCUGCACAAAGCAGAGACAAAACCGUUCACGUGAGGCUUCUGUCUCUGGGCCUUAGUUUCCCUACCUGUGAAAUGGCAAUACAAAACAUAAUUGUGAGUCAGCUGUCAAAUAGAAUAUAUCACUUACUGAAGGGUUGUCAGAGCUAGAUGCUUUUAUAUGCACUGUCUCGCUGAAUUCCCAUGAUUUCUGAGGUAAAUUUUAUUACCUCCACAUUUUACAAAUAAAAGAACUGUAGCUCAGAAAUAGCAAUUUACCUAAUGAAGUCGGUAACAAACAUUUAAAAAGCCCUUUCUUUCCAAGGGCUUUAAUGAUUUAAUCCUCUCAACAAGUCUGAAAUGGGGGACACCACCAAGGCAGCCGCAGUGCAAACCAUACACAUAAUUUAAAAUUUUCUAGUAGUCACAUUUAAAAAGUAAAAUGACACAGGUUAAUUUUAAUAAUACACUUUAUUUGACCCAACAUACGCAAAAUAUUAUCAACCUAACAUGUUAUCAAUGUAAAAAAUACUGAGAUAUUUUACCUUUUUUUUUUUUUUGGUACUACAUCUUGUGUGUAUUUUACAUUACAACACAUCUCAAUUCCGACUAGCCACAUUUCAAGAACUCAGUAAGCCCAUGCGGCUAGUGGCCACCAUAUGGGGCAAGGCAUCUACAGUCUAUUUACUAAUCUUAAUGUUAAAAGCAGAACAGAGGCACUUGUCCCUUGGUUUCAAAGGACACUCAAAAAAUAAUUAUGUGUGUUGGGGAUCUUCACACACCCUUGUAUUUUGUCAUCCUGUCAAUAAGGCAAGUGCCACCACCAUCCUCUUUUGAGGGAGAGAGGACUUCCCCGGGUCGAGACCUUCCCUAGUGCCCGACCUCCGUCCCGCCAUCCCGCUCCCGCCACCGGUCGGACGCCAGCCCCAGCGAAACCGUGGCUCGCUAUCAUCCUAGUCAGGGUCAAGUAAGGAGGCGUGCAAGCAGCGGUAGGUGCGGAUCACCUGCGGGCCGAAGUGGAUAAAGACCCCUCGGAGCUCCUCCUCCUCCUCCGGCUCGUCUUCCUCCCUCUCCUCCUCAGACUCCGACUCCUUUAACUGGUGCUGGGAGGAGCCAUCGUGAAGAGAAGCCCAGCGCACGCCUAGCCGGUAAUGCCGCCGCUCCCCCGUCACCUCCACCUCCUGACUCGACUCGCUAACGCUAGGGGGCGCCGCUUCCGGGAGCUGGGACUCGGCUUCCGGGCUCUCUGGCGCCGAACUCAUCAUAGAAGCUAAUGGAGACUUCCGCUUCCGGCAGCCUCGAGUCUUUUUGGGGAGUUGGUGAGCUGGGCGCGCUGUUGGCCCUCCCCCGCCCGCCUGCCUGGAGGCCUUGUGGGAUGGGCCUUGACGCGCGAAACGUCUCCCUCCUCAGCCAGCUCCCGCGCAGACGCAGUGCUGAGCCCACGCCUGCGGAACAAAGGGUGAGGUCCGGAGCUUAGGAGUCAUGGCUGCGACGGAGCCGAGCUUGGCGGCUGCUGCGGGCCUCACGUCGCCGCCAGAGAAGGAGGAAGAAGGAGCCGGCCUGAGCUCAGGUCCGGAGCGUAACUUUGCGGCCUCCUCGUCGACUCCUAAGGCCCUACCGUCUGCCCCCGAACCCUCCAGUCCCAGCGCCGCGGUGUCUGAAGGAAUUCCUACGCCUCCCGCGGCUGCCUCCGCGGCCCUGGAGCUGCCUCUGAGGCCCGCAGCCUUGGACUCCCCGCCGCUUGCCGAAGCCGCUCCGCGCUCCCCUCCACAGCCUGGCGGCUCCCGACCCGGCCCCGAGACGUUCCGCCAGCGUUUCCGGCAGUUCCGCUACCAGGAUGCCGCAGGCCCGCGGGAGGCGUUCCGGCAGCUGCGGGAGCUCUCGCGCCAAUGGCUGCGACCCGACAUUCGCACGAAGGAGCAGAUCGUGGAGAUGCUGGUGCAGGAGCAGCUGCUCGCCAUCCUGCCCGAGGCGGCGCGGGCUCGGCGGCUUCGCCGCCGCUCCGAUGUGCGCAUCACGGGCUGAGCGGCGGAGCUUCGGGCGGCCGGGUUCGGGAGUUCUCUGGACUGGGGCCACUAUGGAGUCCGGGGGUUGAACCUGGCUCUCCAUUACGCGUUCCUGAGAAAUGACUUUUGGGCAGCUCCAGUCGUCGGAUAUGUCCCUUUCAUUCGUCCUUUACUAGGUUUGUUUUCCCGAGCCUAUUUACUUGCGACCUCCUUUUUGGCUGGUGGCGAGGCCAAGUUGGGAGCCCAUGAGAAUAAAGCCUUUGUUUUCUGU